Thecamonas trahens ATCC 50062 is the source of this 2540-nucleotide messenger RNA. RefSeq lists its product as uncharacterized. Lineage: Eukaryota; Apusomonadida; Apusomonadidae. Gene Ontology annotation, molecular function: protein binding. The transcript has a single exon. The record is from RefSeq and is a predicted model, not a curated record. The coding region runs from base 77 to 2536 and encodes 819 amino acids.
GGAGGAGGGAGGGACGGACGGACGGAGAGAGAGACAGAGAGAAAGCGCGCGUGAGUGUGUGUGAGAGAGAGAGAGUAUGGUUGUCCGGUUGGUCCUCGUGCUCCAUGCGCCCAUGCCAUCAUCGACGCCAUCGAUGACCAAGGUGGUUCAGGUUGAUGAUGAUGCUGCUGUGAGAGAGCUUGUUCAGCUGGCACAAGCACGGUUUCCGGCGCUGGCAGGAGUGGCAUCAAGCGAGCUGGUUGUGCGGGCGGGACAUCGAUACGAUCCGCUGCCGCAUGGGGAAUCGCUGCAAGAGGCGGGGCUGGAAGAGAAGGCUGUGGUCCAUGUGGGGACUGAUGAUGCUGUGCUGAUGGGCAUGUACGAGACAGAGUGGCGGAGCAAGGCCGAUGGCGACGAUGUCAUUCUAGAGGGCCUGCUCGUCAAGUCGUCGGGCAAGAGCAGGCACAAGGGCUUUGACACUCGACUGUUUCGGCUCUUCCACGAUCGGCUGGAGUACUACGCGGUGAAGAAGGGCUGGCGUCGCGAGGGCGAGGUCGGGACUGGUGGUGGGAACGAGCCGGUGCUCAAGGGCAUCAUCUGGAUUGCGUCGAUUGUAACCAUCGAGUACCCCUCACGGCUGUCGUCGCCGGCGGCGGUCCGCGAGCUCAACGGGUUUGACAUUGCGACGGUGACGCCUGACGGGAUUUCAGCACCGCAGCAGUCGCGCGAGCCGCCGCCGGCCCGGAUCUACACCCUGUACUCGGCAGGGACGAGCGAGAUAGGUAAGGGUACCGAGUGGAAGAACUCGACCAAGACCAAGGCCAAGGGCAAGGCGCUGUCGGCCAAGUGGCGGUCGGCGGUGGGCAAGGCGUGGCGAGCGCAUCCGACGACUCUGCGAAAGGCCAGCAUUGUGCCGCCGCCGCCGCUCCCACCGCCGCCGUCUGCACCACCCAAGCCUAUUUUCCGCCCGGCGGUCCUUCAGCUCUCCCCACUGGCGGGGAGGCUAACGCCGCAGGUGAGCGUGCUGUCGGCGCUGGAGCUGGCGCUGCCGUCAGGUACGGGCUCUGUUUGGAUUCUGGGCUCGCGCGACGGACAGCUGGCGGUUGUACCUGGCGGUGAACGGGCCGCCGACGGCGCAUUCCAUCACGCUGUCAACCUUGCUGCAGUGGCGCUACCCGACUCGACGUCGAUGGCGGUGCCGGGCAAGGGCACGACCAAGCCGUCCGACGAGAUGGGGCCUGCCGUUGACGUCGACGACCACACGCUGUCUGCGGCAAACCUGGUCCUGCGGGCGAGCAUCAAGCGCGGCGUGUUUAUCACGAUCCACAGCGUGGCGCGGAUGGUGGGGCUGUGGAAGCUCUGCUCACGGGCGCGACCUAAGCUUGUGCAUGCGACGUAUGUGUCGUCGAGCGCAGCAGCGUCGCUGGGCGUGGCUCUUGUCGAUGCCACGAGCCGGCUGGUGUUUGUGGCUUCGGGCCGCAACGUGCUCGCCUUUUCGCAGGGCUCGCUCAACUUGCUACUGACGGUGCCUGCAGCUUCGCUCUCACCGGUAGCAGGCCUGGUCUUUGGCCUUGUGGCGGGCACGUUCUGGUCGAGUGAGGAAAACGACGCGACAAUCCAUGUGUGGGAGGUGCUGCGGCUCUCGUCGCGGCGGUUCAUCUACCAGUCGGUGGAAAAGCUGACCGGUGGAGCCAAGACCUCGGGCUUUGAGCCGUCGACCGGGACCGCCAUGCGGAUGAUCGGCGGCCGGCUGCUGCUGACAGCGGCCAAGGACGGCACGCUUACGCUGUGGGACAUGGCUAGCCGGCGACAAGUCGGGCGGCAGGCCGCAGUCCGCGGCCUCGUCACUGCCGUCGACGUCCACGUUAUGACCCUGGCCGGACGACUGGCGGCCUACGUCAUGGUCGGCACCGGCGGCAUCCGUGGGCGCGCCAUCACCGGGUACCGGGUUGGACUCGAAGCAAGCGGGGAUGACGGGGCACUUGACUCGGACUCGGACUCGGACUCGGACUCGGACUCGUCGUACUCGGACUCGGAAGCAGAGGCACGCAAGGCAGCGCGACCGCUCCGGAUGGGCUUUGCUGCUUACCCGUACGUGUCGAUCGAGGGCCUCGGGACCAACGUUGUCCAGCUCAAGGCGGUACCGGAUGCAGGUGAUCCGGAAGGGCCGCCGCUUCUCCUCGCGCAGCUCCGAAGCGCGCUUGUUGUGCUCGAUGCCGCCACAGGGUCCAAGGUCGCCGAAGCCUCGCGGGUCUUUGACAGCGGCGAAGGCAGCGGCGAGGGCAUUGAUGGGACGGCAGCGAUCCGCGGCUCUCGCGCGCACCCGGGCUCACUCAUCGUUUUCUCUGCCAAGGGCCCUGCCUUGCUUGAGGAUGUCAACACGACACUCGCCGGUCCGCUGCAGAUCCUCCGCGACUUUGUCAGCACGUCCGAGCAGGCAUACAUCAACGCGCUGGAGGUUGCCAAGGCCGCCCGUAGCGAGUACCGAACCAUCACCGCCAAGCAUCGCGAGCAAAACGAGCUCUUUCAGCGUGCGGUAAUGAAGAAGCUGCAGUAAGGUU